This is a messenger RNA of Caenorhabditis sp. 36 PRJEB53466, 1153 nucleotides long. The record is from the annotation of a GenBank genome assembly. NCBI's taxonomy places the organism in Eukaryota, Metazoa, Nematoda, Chromadorea, Rhabditida, Rhabditidae.
AUGGCAUGCACAUUCGAGAACUCUUAUCUGGAAUCUGGAGACUUUCUCAAAACCGUACUCCACUCGAUGACGGCCUUCGAAGUGCCACUCAACGUCUUCGGCACGUUUCUCAUCGUUUUCAAGUCUCCCAAAUCAAUGUCCACGGCCAAACGUGUCAUUUUAUUGCUGCACACCGUUUCGGCAGUUGUCGACUUUUCGGUCACUUUUCUCGGUAUUCCGUACAUUCUGACUCCGUAUCCCGGAGGCAUUACAAUAGGAUUUCUCUCCGAUUUCGGCAUUCAACCCGUUGUUCAAGUGGGCCUCGGAGCGGUUCUAACUGCUGGUUUGUUUGCUUUUGAGCACCGGUUCAUAAUUCGAUUAAUUCAUUAUACAGUCUUUGCAAUCACUCUGAUAUUUUUCUUUGAAAAUCGCUACGACGCGGUCGUCAUUGAGAACAUGAAGAGUUCGAAGCGAAACUUCAGAAGAUCUAUUUUAUUGCUCAUUGACGCCGUGGCAUGUACUCUCUUAAUCGCUUCAAUAUUACUAACACUGCCUGAUAGUGCAACUGGAAUCGCUCAUUUCCUGUCGGUCAGUUGAGUACAUCCGCCUAGAGCAUCUUGAUCUUUCAGCUGAACACAUGCAUUCCAGUGAACAUGAUCAAUCAAUCCAAUUUCGUCGACUUCUACCCGGGUCCCUCCUACGUUUGGCUCAAUAUCGUUUUCAUUGUCAUCGUAGACAGUUUCCUGUUCUCUCAGUGCGUCUUCUUCGUAUUCUCCACCGCCUAUCAUCUAUUCUUCUGCGUUCGAAUCGUUUCGAAAAGCACUCAACUCAUCCAACGAAAGUUUUUCGUCGCGUUGGUCAUACAGGCGCUGGCGCCAUUCGUCGCUUUCGCGGGACCCAUAGUCUAUAUGUACGUGGCGACCAUAAUCAGGUAUUACAAUCAAAGUAAGCAGAUUCGUCGAGUUCCCUCUAAUAUCGUUUGUAUGCUUCAGAAUACAACAACUACGCUAUAAUCUUGGCCGGCUUCAAUGGACUUCUCACCACAAUCACCAUGAUUAUGGUGCAUCCGGCCUAUCGGAAUGCUGUUCUCAGAAUGAUAUCCAUGACUUAUUUUCGUGAACGAAACAAAAUAACCAUUGUGUAUUCAACCCGAUCUUCUUUCGUACCUUGUUGA